Aspergillus terreus NIH2624 is the source of this 1056-nucleotide messenger RNA. RefSeq names its product NAD(P)-dependent alcohol dehydrogenase. NCBI's taxonomy places the organism in Eukaryota, Fungi, Ascomycota, Eurotiomycetes, Eurotiales, Aspergillaceae. The record is from RefSeq and is a predicted model, not a curated record. Gene Ontology annotation, molecular function: zinc ion binding; alcohol dehydrogenase (NADP+) activity. Bases 1 to 1056 code for a protein of 351 amino acids. The transcript has 4 exons. Gene Ontology annotation, biological process: alcohol metabolic process.
AUGGUGUGGCAGGAAUUCCAGCCCAAGACAUGGGAGGAGACGGACAUCGAUAUCAAAAUCACCCACUGUGGGAUCUGUGGCUCUGACCUGCACACUCUGCGGAGCGGCUGGCGCCCAACCAACUACCCCUGCUGCGUCGGCCACGAGAUCGUCGGCGUCGUCGUGCGGGUCGGGACGAAAGCCGAGGGCGGGAUCAAGGUCGGCGACCGGGUGGGCGUGGGUGCACAGAACGACUCGUGCCUGGGGCGGCUGGGCGACUGCCCGGAGUGCGCGAUGGGGGAGGAGCAGUACUGCGCGCAGAAGUUCGUGGGCACGUACAACAACACGCACCUCAACGGCGACAAGAGCUACGGCGGGUACGGGCGGUACCACCGCGUGCCGUCGCACUUUGCGAUCAAGAUCCCCGACGGCAUCCCGUCGGCGCACGCGGCGCCCAUGCUCUGCGGCGGCGUCACGCUGUACAGCCCGCUGAAGCACAACGGCUGCGGGCCCGGCAAACGCGUCGGCAUCAUCGGCGUCGGCGGGCUGGGCCAUUUCGGCGUGCUUUUCGCCAAGGCGCUGGGCGCGGACAAGGUGGUUGCGAUCUCGCGCAAGGCGGCCAAGAGCGCGGAUGCGCUGAAGAUGGGCGCGGAUGUGUACAUCGCCACGGAUGAUGAGGCCGAUUGGGCCACCAAGUAUGCCCGGUCGUUGGAUCUGAUCGUGUGCACCGUGUCUUCUACCAAGAUGCCGAUGGAUGAGUACCUGGGUCUGCUGGCGACCAACGGAAGUCUGGUCCAGGUUGGAUUGCCGGAAGAUGGGACGCUCGCGGCGCCCAUCCACCUGCUGAGGCGCCGUCUGAAGGUGGAGAGCUCGCUGGUGGGAUCGCCCGCCGAGAUCCGCGAGAUGUUCGAGUUGGUCGCCCAGAAGGGAGUCACGCCGUGGGUGGAGGAGGUGCCCAUGAAGGAGGCCAACAAGGCGAUUGUGGACAUGAGCGAGGGCAAGGCUCGGUACCGAGGCCUCAAACUCUAUAUUGGCUGCUUUUCAAUCCAAACCCGGAAGUAUGGACUGGGAGUUUAG